Messenger RNA from Spinacia oleracea (spinach), 2361 nucleotides. RefSeq lists its product as uncharacterized. Lineage: Eukaryota; Viridiplantae; Streptophyta; Magnoliopsida; Caryophyllales; Amaranthaceae. The transcript is spliced from 3 exons. The coding region runs from base 182 to 1387 and encodes 401 amino acids. The record is from RefSeq and is a predicted model, not a curated record.
ACAACCAUGUACGUGACUACGUGUACUAUAUCAUUCGAAUCAUCCCCAUCAAUUUAUAAAUUCUCUACUGAAAAUCACUCCAUCCUCUACUCAAAAAUUAAAAAUCCAGUACACCCAUCCAGACCUUUCUGCUAGAUUGUUGUCAUUCUCUGAUCCGAUCCGAAAAAUAAAGAAAAGAAAAAUGGCUGAUUCUCUCACCGAUCUUCCAGAAGGAGUUCUUGAGGAAAUCGUUCGCCGAUUACCACUUUUGGACUCCGGUAAUUUAGCGCAUCUUCAUCCAAAACUAGGUCGAAUUUACCGUCAAAUGAUUAUCUCAGAGCUAGAAGAGGGCGGCAUUACUUGGUCUGAUUUUGUGGUUCUCAUUGACGGCGUUUUAACGACUCAUGUUGGGGUUCUUGAUAGGUUAUCCAUUAGGUUAUCACAAAACUACUCCAAACAAGGUAAUCAGGGUGACAUCAUUGCUGCCGCCACCAGAUGGUUGGCUCAUGGUCGUCGUCUUCAUGUCUCCAUUCUUGAGUUAGAGGGUAUCUCAAGAGGCGGCGGCGGUGUAAUAAAUCGCGUAAUUACUACUAUUAAUCUCCAACAUUUUCAUAAUUGGGAAGAAUUAUCUCAACUUCAUCUUUCCUCUAUACAUUUCCCUGUUCUUGAUGGUGUUGGGACGACGACGACUCUAGUCAGUUUACCUAAUCUGUAUUACCUCGAUUUGCAACACAUUGCAAUGGCUGACGGUAAUGAUCUGGGGAACUUCUUGAAUGGUUGUCCUAAUCUUCGACGCUUUACCCUUCAUAUCGGUUUGGGAAAUGGUUCAUUGUCUCUCAAUUUGCCGCUUCUUGAGUUGCUUGAAAUCUCGCAUGUCAGAUGGAUUGUCACCUUUACCCAUUUACCUUCGCUCACCGAUUUUCACCUUCAUUCUCGCGACCUCAUUCGGUUUCGGGUUUUCGGACAACCCAUGUCCCAGGUCCCUAUUCCUUGGGCUCGACGACUCAUAGUGUCCACCGUUCAGAGUCUUUGUAUUACUGUGUUGGACGAUUUACGUGCAGUCAUUACAUUUAUACAGUGUUUUCCGUCGCUUCGUCAUCUCCACCUCAUUUGGCAUGCCCCAACAACCAUUGAUCGUGGAUUCGAUCAUGUGUACGAGCUUUUGUCACUUGACACGGUUACUAUAGGAGGGAUGAGCCCUUGGUUGGAUGAGCCUCCGGUACGGGUAUUUGUGGAGUAUGUAUUACGACAUAGUCCGAAUCUGAGCAGACUGUCACUUGUUGUUCCUCGGCAUCCACAUGUUCGUGUUCUAGGAGAUGACUACCUUUCCGAGAUCUGUCAGAUGAUCAGAGAACUUCCCCGAGCAUCUCAACAAGCACAACUUGAGUGUUCAUGGAGACACAACUGAGGUUGGGACGUACACUUAGCCCUCUAAUCUUAAUUUUGGCCUGUUUUUUAGACUUCAAUUCAUUCCACUAUUAAUUGUUAUUUGAGUAUAUUAAUUUUGCCGGUUUGAGGAUGUUGGAUUGAUAUCGACAUGUGCGCAUAUGUAAGAUUGAGGAGGUUGAAAAUUGUUAAGGAUAUAUUUGUUAUGUAUUAUUAUUUAAGUCAAAUUAAUAAGCAUAGUACGUAGUAGAGUUUGUCUUGGACAAUAUAUUACGGAGAAUAUUUCCGUAAGAAUAUUAUAAGUCCUAUGCCUAAUGGUAUUGGGUUUGUCUUACGUUAAUCUUUCUAGUAUAAAUAGGGGCAUUGCCUAAUCAAUACAACUCAAGCUUUUCAUCCUAUACUAGAAUAUUUUACAGAAAUGUAUAUUGUUGAGUGUUGACAAAGAUAUUGAUUGAUAUCUCUAGGAUAAUUAAGUUGGAGGUUAAUUGGCAAGUAUGGCAACGAGUGUACAGUACGUGUUUAGAAUUCCAAGGAAAUUCUGUAGAGCGAACUAAGGUCAUAGAUAUCCAUGAAGAACUUGAAGCAAGAUGGAGUAUAUGGUAUUCAUUUAUCUUAAUUUUUUCAAGUAUUUAAUUGAGCUUUUCAUUAUGAUUAAAAGGGGGUAGGAGUUGGUAUGAAGCGCUAAAAAGGAUGUAAGCCUUGGUAGUAGAGCUAAAGCCAUAUUUAGUUAAGCUAAACGCAAAACAAAUCCUAUGUGAAACUGGCAAUUAAGUUGAAUUUGUGGGUUACUGGUUGAAAUGCUAGAUUGCUAGACCCCAUUGAUGUAAUAUUAAUUGUCUAUGUUAUCGCCAUUUGGAUUCAAGAAUAUGAUACUAGUGUAUCCUUGUUCGUUAUCAAACUAACAUAGGUUUUGUUGCAUAGAUAAUGGUUUUUUUUUUUUGCAGAAUUAACCAUUUCGAUCUUCUAAUUGAGAAAUAAAUCAUGUUCAUGUGUCAU